UUUGCAUCAGUAUGUCCAUCUGGCUGGUGGAUGUCUUGUAUUGUUUUGUCUAAACGUCACAUCCGCUACCGCUGCCAUGGUUAGAUGGUCGGAAAUGAACCACUGACGUUAGCUGUCAAUGGCCGACAAGCUGACCGACUGCGACAUUGCACAAGCUUGGGACAUUUUACGCAAACAGAUCAGCUAUCAGCUGGUCGGGGAGGAGCUGAUACCUGUUCCCUACAUCACGGAGGCCGAUCUGUAUGACCUGGCGACAGUGUUCUACAAAAUUGACGACGGAAAGGGGAUAAUAUCGAAGCUGACGAAGCCACGGCUGUACGAGGUACUUGGUCCGCUCACCAGCGUGGCCGACCUGGCCAGCUGCAACCGGUCCGAGCUGGCAAUGUGCUCCCGUCCCCACAGCGAGGAGCUCGACUUCCCUGCCCAGUACAGAUGUGAUUUGUGGGGCAAAACGGGGAAGGAAAUUCACCUGACAGUCAACGCGCCGCACAAGAAGGUCAUCCUUCUCACUGCAACUCAGCCCGGGGACUUGGUGAUCAACAGGGCAGCAGAUCCAGCGCUGGCGUACAUUGACCGCAUAUACCUGAUCACGGAGGUGGUGUAUGCCAGCGCGGUUGACUUGGUAGUGAUAGCGGCGGGCAGGACCAAACAGUACUCUUCCAAUCGGGAAUUGCCGCUGGCGUUCACCUACCAGAAGUUUCCAAUCGACGAUUACGGCGCUAUAGGCACCCAGGUGCCAUCUGGUGGCGACAUGAAGAAGAUGCGCUUCCAGCAGCAGCGGCAGAGGCGUCAGCCGGACGACCCUCUCCCGCCUGCGCCUCGGACUUCGAUCACGGCACGCUUGAACCCGGCGGCCCGGCGCAACCCGCGAGAUGGCCUGCCACUGCUGCCGGCGGCCGGGGCUGACCGGGGCCCACCACCCCCGCUGCCACCUGACGACUUCUGACCGGGACACGCGGCCACCUGGCGACUUCUGAACGGGGCCCGCCACUGCCGGCAUGGCGACUUUUGGCUGUGACCUGCGGUCACCUGGCGACUUUUGAACGGGGCCCGCCACUGCCCGCCUGGCGACUUCUGACCAAGAGCUGCGGCGACCCGACGACUGUUUACUGGGGCACGCCGCUACCCGCCUGAAAGCUUCUGAAUGGGACCCGCGGCUGCCCGCCUAGCGACUUCUAACCAGGAGCCGCACCAGCUGACGAUCUCUGACUGGGAGCCGCAGUUAGCCAGACAACAUUGACGGGUGUCCGCUGUCGUUGGACUCACUUCUUCAACCAGCGCGCGACAAUAGGAAAAGCGUCACGCAGUCGGGCCGGCAUGUGUUGC
Messenger RNA from Pollicipes pollicipes, 1326 nucleotides. RefSeq lists its product as uncharacterized. Bases 119 to 946 code for a protein of 275 amino acids. The transcript is spliced from 5 exons. The record is from RefSeq and is a predicted model, not a curated record. Lineage: Eukaryota; Metazoa; Arthropoda; Thecostraca; Pollicipedomorpha; Pollicipedidae.